AUGGCUUUUCAGUUUGCACCGAAAUCAGUCCAGUUCUCCAGCCAUAAUCACCUUCAGCCAGUGCAUCUUCAGCAUUGCUACCAAAAGGAAACUGUGGACAUGCUGAAGAGUCACAUCAAAGAGGAACUGAUGCAAGGGGAGGAGGCUGACACCAUGUACGAGUCCAUGGCCCACCUCUCCACAGACCUGCUCAUGAAGUGUUCCCUCAACCCCGGCUGCGACGAGGAGCUCUAUGAGUCCAUGGCUGCCUUCGUGCCCACGGCCACCGAAGACCUCUAUGUCGAAAUGCUUCAGGCCAGUACAUCUAAUCCAAUCCCUGGAGAUGGUUUCUCUCGGGCCACUAAGGAUUCUAUGAUCCGCAAGUUUUUAGAAGGUAACAGCAUGGGAAUGGCCAGUUUGGAGAGGGAGCUACACCAUGGUGGUCAGGAAGAAGAUGUGUAUCACAUGGUGGAUGACGAUGAGGCCUUUAAUGUGGACCUGGCCAACAGACCCCCUGUCCCGGUGCCCAGGCCAGAGGCCAGUGCUCCUGGCACUCACCACCUGCCUGACAAUGAGCCAUACAUUUCUAAAGUUUUUGCAGAAAAAAGUCAAGAGCGGCCUGGGAAUUUUUAUGUUUCCUCAGAGAGCAUCAGGAAAGAGCCUCUCGUCCGACCAUGGAGGGACAGGCCCCAGUCGAGUGUAUAUGACCCUUUUGCUGGGAUGAAAACGCCAGGCCAGCGGCAGCUGAUCACGCUCCAGGAGCAGGUGAAGCUGGGCAUCGUCAACGUGGAUGAGGCUGUGCUCCACUUCAAAGAGUGGCAGCUCAACCAGAAGAAGCGGUCGGAAUCCUUCCGCUUCCAGCAGGAAAAUCUUAAACGGCUAAGGGACAGCAUCACCCGAAGACAGAGAGAGAAGCAAAAAUCAGGAAAGCAGGCAGACUUGGAGAUCACCGUCCCGAUUCGGCACUCACAGCACCUGCCCGGGAAAGUGGAGUUUGGAGUCUAUGAGAGCGGCCCCAGGAAAAGCGUCUUCCCCCCAAGGACGGAGCUAAGGCGAGGAGACUGGAAAACAGAUAGUACCUCCAGCACAGCAAGCAGUACGAGUAACCGAUCCAGCACCCGGAGCCUCCUCAGUGUGAGCAGCGGGAUGGAGGGGGACAAUGAGGAUAAUGAAGUCCCUGAGGUUACCAGAAGUCGUAGCCCAGGCCCCCCACAAGUGGAAGGAACACCCACUCUGCCCCUUGAGAGGCCCCCCAGGGUACCUCCCAGAGCUGCCUCACAGAGGCCUCCUCCCCGGGAGACCUUCCACCCCCCUCCACCUGUUCCACCCAGAGGGCGCUGACUCCACCUCCUAAAACCUGCCUACAUCCGGACUUCGAGACUUGCAAUUUCAGCCUGUUAAUGAUGUCUUCAUGUUGAGUUUUAUGGCAGGACUACUGACUUAAGACCUCCUCUCAUGGCUGAUGUCGUUGUGGCCCUGCUGGUUUGGGCUUUCCUUGAAGAAGAUAUUCUUAAGGCAUGAAGAAGUGAAAAACUGAGCAUUUUAUUCACCAUCACCAAGUAUAUUGAUCCAUAGCCUUGUUUGCCAGAAGGAUAAAGACUUAAUUGGAAUACUUACCUCGAAUUUGGCAUGUCAGAAGCCUGAGAAGAUUGAUUAGAAAUGUACUUUUACAAGUGAUUUUACUGAAAUGCACUUAUAUUAGGCCUUACUUAUUUGCUAAUCCAGACUAACUUCUAGAAGUGGUUAUGAUUUAAGACUUACAGUAUAUGGGUAAGGAGAUAUGUUCUGAUUUUUAAGGUUCUUCAACUUUUCUGUAGAUUCUGGAGGGUGUCUAAACGCCAGGCCUGGUCACAAUAGAACAAACUGAAAAAGACUUUAGAGAUGGAUUAGUCCUAAGUCCUUUUAUAUGGAGGGCAAAUCUGAGGUUCCACAGAAACUCAGAGUAUACAAUUGGUUAGAAGAAGAGAUGUGUUUAGAGGCUGGGUCUCUUAAUUUCAGGUCACCACACUUUCAAUCUCUAGAUAGCCAAUCGCUCUCCCUCAAGAAAUGCCCACAUGUAGAAAUUUGGUCACUGACUGACUAUUGACCUUCCAGAAAUGUCCUUCCAGAUCUCCCAGGCAUGGGACUAUCAAGUAUUUUUUUCAGUUUGGGCAUUUAUAAUUCAGUAUGCUUUCAAAACAGUAUUGUUGCCAAGGAACAUCUGUAAAUGGUUGGGAACCAGAAGCUUGGGAUACCAAUGACCACAUUUAUUGUUCUGCAGCCUUUAUAGGUCUUAUUAGUUCUGGCCAUAAGGAGAGAGGAGGAUCCUUGACUCUUUCUCUGCCAAGAGGUCAGAAGAGAAAGGAAGAAUGUAAAAUAGAAACAUUUAUCUAUUUCCUUAUUAUUACCACUAGACUUGGGAUAUCUGUACAAAGAAUAGAGAGCCAUUAAUAUGUCAUUAAUUUUGAGUCACUGGCACAGAAAUCUGCCUUUAGAGCACAGAUCCUUAAUUUGAUACUUAAACAUACGGUAAAGUUAGUAUCAGACAUAUUUCUUUAAAAAAUAUCAGAAAUCUGGUGAUUUUUCAUGAAAUGUAUUCUCUGUCCCACACAGAUACAAGCCACAGUAUUACUGAUCUAUUUAAGUACAGUUUUAUUAUGUCCUUUUCUAAUGAUUCAGGUUGGUGUUGUUUUCCAAUUUCAUUCAUCGGUCCAGCAAACAAGGACUCGUAUUGAAAUUAAUAGCUUAUGGGUCGUGGGUCAUUUUUCUGACAUAAAAUACACUAUUGGCCAUGGCCAUUAAGAGAGUGUUUGUGCAAAUCACCUACCGCAAUGCCUGGCACAUAGUAGCCAUUCUGCAUGGUUCCUUUCCUCUCUUUGUCACUUCUUUGGGAGAAAGAGGGUAAUGUGGGAUAGAGGGAGAACAAGAAAUUAUAAUGUUGGUAUGGUUGUCCUUCCUCUUAUUUAUACAUGAUCUCUUAAGCACAUUUGAUUUUGACAAAAGCUACACUUUUUUUUUAAUAUUCAGUAUCUCUGAGCCCCUUCUUAGAGGCCAAAUUUAGAUUUUUGUACAUUCUCUGAUUAAUAAGCAUUUAGAUCAAUAACAUGGCAAAACUUACUGCCAGCUGUUAGUGUUAGCAUCUUUGUAUGCACAUCACUGUUUGUACAAUAUUGGCAUGUUUGAUUACAUUUUAUUCUUCUGUGAAAGUAAGUGGAAAACAUAAAAUUGAAAGUGCUGAUUAGACACUUGGGUCUGACAAAUGUGACACACUUGAGACAUGGGUGGAGAUGGUCAGGAGUUCAUUGCACAUCCAAGCUGCUCCAUGUUAUCACAGAAUGUCUCCAACAAUGAAGUGAAAUUCUUCAUUUUCUGGAAACAGAACUACCCAUUAUAACAUAAAUUUAUUCAACUUCUGCACACUCAACUUUUAUACACAUUUUUAGGAAUAUAUUAUGUAACAAAACCUUGGAUUUCAAUACAGUGAGGAUCAGAAACUAAAUUUGUAAGUAGGUAUCCAAAGAGACUGUUAAAAAAGUUCUCUGCUUUGGGAGACAACUCUGCUGCCACCAUCCUUCCCCGAGAUUUUAUGAGCUGGUUCAAUAGAAAGGGAAGCUAUUAGUCAUAUUCGUGGUCAUUGCCUUUGCUUCUAACUGUACAAGGCACAUUGUCCUUUAGUUCCUAGGCCAGUAUUCUUCCUUAAUCUCAUAUUAAAACCUGUGAGCAGAUAACCCAACGAUAUAAGCAACAAAGCACGAAGACUGAGAGACUAGAACAAGAGGUUGGUGUUACAAUCAAAUAAUUUAACUUGACAUAUUUAAUGAUGUGAAUAAUCCCUAAUGCUUUGCCAUAAUUAGGCAAAGUGAUAGUAUGAAAAUUACUUCAGUGAGGAGUUUUACAAGUCAAGCUAAGUACUUACUCUCCCCUCCAUUUUUCUUGCUUUGUUACUAAAAAAGAGAGGUUCUAGCCUGUCCUUUAUCACUUCAGUAGUUGGGAUUUUUAAGUCCCUCUCCCAUAUGCACCAGGAAAUAGGAUGGUUUUCUGUGCUCCUCUUUCAAAGAAUAGUGUUUGGUUUUGCAGCUGGUUGGCUGAGGAAGCAUCAAUAACAGAUUUAUUUCAGUCUGAGAACCAAUUGUUUUAAGUGAUUGCUUCCUAAAGAAAGAACUUAGAACAAUUAGAAAGUUUUUUCCCUGCCUAGAAUAUUCCAGCUAGAACAGAAAAGAGAUGUACAAAGUGAUGAGUAGCAAUGGAAGGACUGCCCCACCCCAGAAGUAAAUAACUAGAAAGACAAACAUAAAGUAGAAAGAAGAAAUAGAAUUUCAAAGAAAAGGGUAUCUGAAACUAGCCCCUAUACAAGGCUUGUCUUGGGCAGCCAUAAGGCAAAUAGAUCUCCUCACCUGCCCACCAGAGUCUUAAAAGUUCAUAUAGAGAGGCCUUAACUGGGUUCAGUCACAUAUACCGUCCAGAUGGUCUCAACAACACCUUACUCCCUCAAGGUUAUGUUCUUGGAGCAGCUCCCACUUUGGAAAUAGUGGGCAGAGUAUAUAUUCCAAAGACAGGGAAGGGGGUGAGGAUCCUCCGACUGCCAGCAUACGGCGCGAGGGUCAACUGGCGGUCAUGUUCUCUCAAUUACCUUCUCUAACAGUACCUGACAUUGGAAAUCAAAAGAUAUGUUGUUAUUUAUAGACCAAGACUUUUGAAGAUCAUGUUUAUUAAGAAUGAAAAUAAAAGAUUGAAAUGGUG
Molecule: messenger RNA, 4698 nt
Organism: Leptonychotes weddellii (Weddell seal)
Lineage: Eukaryota; Metazoa; Chordata; Mammalia; Carnivora; Phocidae
Source: RefSeq, a predicted model, not a curated record